AGUACACUCAGUUCAGAGAUGAGAUGAGACCAGACAUGACGCAGUUAUCAUGCCUCAACUGUUAAGGAAACUGGUGUCCUACCAUGACAACCAGCUCUAUGUUUUCCUUUGCGAACCAAAGGUCACUACCAUAAUCUAGAGAUUUUAUGACCAGCAGUCCACUCCGCCCAGGAAGGUAACUCAUACAAAGAUCUUCAGAGGAUCAGAGGGUCCUAAUCUGCUUCUGAGGCUUCAUCUGAGUUUUGGAGAAGAGACGCUAGGAUUUAGACUUAACUAUCGCAACUGGGAUACAGCGAAAAUGCCAUCCGCUAAGAAGGCUCUGCAUUUCAUGUCCAGUGCGCUGGUUACUGCCACGUCUGUUGGUGUGUUGGGGUUUUGCAUGUCGACACAGUGGGCUGAGACGACCAUGGAGUGCACAACGAAAGGAAGUAGCUUCUCCAAUGGAUCGGCUGUGGUCACUUUGACGCUUUUUGAAGGGAAUAUGAACAGAAUCCUUUGCCCCCUUUUUGGCGGUCAGGACAAAUUUCAAGUGAUUCCUAAGUUGGCACAAACCACUGUAGUUACCCCUAUCGUGCUGCACACUUUGGUUGUGUGCCUGUUGGCCCUGUGUCUGCUGUUUUCCGCCUGCAGCAUCCUUAUUUCCCUCUACAACAGCGUCAGCAACCCUUAUGAGACCUACAUGGGGCCUAUUGGCAUCUACGUCUGCAGCUCGCUCAGCGCAUGUUUUUCCGUUGUGGCCCUCGUAUUAUUUGUGGUGAACGUCAUCGUGACCAGCAUGGCAGAGGAUUUGGUACAACUCUACUCCGGCGAUAUUCAAGCAGAGCUGAAGAACAAGUCUUCAGAGUUGAAGCUAGGAUACUACCUGGUCCUCCUUUACACGGGGCUCUCUCUCUUUGCCGUGGCCUUGAUCUACAUGUACGACCACGCAGCCUACACACAUAGGCGGGAGCAGGAGAGGCCUACAGAGGACGCACCCAAGGAGAUAAUGAUGUAUUAGUGGCCUGCAAUGGAGUAGGUUUUCAGUGACAUUGAUAAAUUGCUCAUCAAGACUUUCAGGAAUAACUGUAAUGGAGAAUUACAGACAUAAAUCAAUAUAUAUACAUAAACCCAAUAACAUUUUUUGUGUAUUUUAUGUGACAAAAACAAUGGUUUGAAUAAAAUAAGUGAAUGUAAAUC
Anoplopoma fimbria (sablefish) is the source of this 1176-nucleotide messenger RNA. RefSeq names its product clarin-3. The coding region runs from base 299 to 997 and encodes 232 amino acids. NCBI's taxonomy places the organism in Eukaryota, Metazoa, Chordata, Actinopteri, Perciformes, Anoplopomatidae. The transcript is spliced from 3 exons. The record is from RefSeq and is a predicted model, not a curated record.